Aspergillus oryzae RIB40 is the source of this 408-nucleotide messenger RNA. RefSeq lists its product as uncharacterized. Bases 1 to 408 code for a protein of 135 amino acids. The transcript is spliced from 2 exons. The record is from RefSeq and is a predicted model, not a curated record. NCBI's taxonomy places the organism in Eukaryota, Fungi, Ascomycota, Eurotiomycetes, Eurotiales, Aspergillaceae.
AUGAUCAAAAUGAAUCCCCUGGUCAUUGAUCUCCAACGAUGCGAGCCUCAUGAGCAUGCCCCAGAGGCCGAGCGUGGCCUUGUCUGGUACGAGAUCACCGAUAAGGCAUCUUAUCUGCCAUUUGAUCUACUGUCAGGACAGGUCAAAUAUAAAGCUUGUUUUAAGGAUCUUCCAAUGGGUCUACAGACUGUCAUCUACGCUCCCUUGGGGCUAAGGACACAGAAUAAGUGGACUCUAGAGGACCAGGAUGAAUUUCAAUUAAGAGAGGAUGUUAGUAUGGAAUGCAACAUGUUCAUGGCCCCGUUCGUAAAGGGAACAAUUAAGGCCUCACACGGUCCUUUGGUAGACCGGCUGAUCAUUGAAGCCAAGUCACCAGAAAGAGAUCUAGAGUCGACUGUGGGGGCCUAG